UCGAGCGUUUGCCGUCGUGUAAGAGCGAGGCAUGUGUGCGGACGGACGCGAAGGUGCGCGCUGAUCGUGCACUUUUUUUCUCGCUCGUGUGUUCACCCGGGCGUGCUUUACGUCCCACGCACCCGAGCAAGGCCUUUCACCGCCGAAACACUGACCGAAAUAUCACCCUCCUCUUUCCCCUCAACGACCGCCCGGAUUAUGACACCGAUGGACUCCGACUCCGAGAGCCAGGACAGCGAUGAGGGUCGGCGCUUUCGUUUCGAGGCUACGCGCAAGGAGCCGGUUGCGCCCGUGGACAGGAGCGGCCGCGGCAAGUCGCCGAGGAAGAGGCCGUCGAAGCACAAGUCGUCGCGCUGCGACGACAGCAGGUAUUGUCACCGCGAGCGGAAGGAGCGGUCGAAGCACGAGAGCCGGAAGACCGACGACAAGGACCUCCGGCACCUGAUCGGCAAGCACGCGUGGAGCGGACGGCAAGAGGACGGCAAGAAUUCGCACAAGGACCACCGGGACGCGUCCGCCGGCUCGAGGCAUUCCAGCGGCGACGCGAGACCGCGGGACUCGAAGCGGCAGUCGGACCGGAGCGUCCACCGGGCGCAACGGUCGCGCGAGCACUCCUACGAGAGGAAUCACGAGGAACGGGCGUCGAGCGACAAGCGCCGGUGCACCCGCGAGAGGCACAAGCAUCGUUCCCGGGAGCGCUCCCACCAGUCGGCCAAGGCGAAGCCUUCGGACUGGCCCAGCCGCGAAGACCACGGCAAGCCGGACUCCGGCAGGAAGCUGUCGGUGAAGGAGAACAGGUCGCAGAACUCCAGGAACCACUCGUCGCCGAAGAGCGCCGCGCGGGACGGCCCGACGUUCCUCGUCGCGGCGGCCGAGGAUGCGAAGAAGGAGCCGUCGUUGGCGGACGCUCAGGACUGCGAGGAGCUGGACCUGUCGCAGUUCGACGUGCUGUCGGAGACCGACGAGAACACGUCCGACGGGCCGACGGACUCGCGCUGUCCCCGCUUGUCCUCGCGGCACCGCGACUCCGGCGGAGAUCGCGAGCCGCCGAAGAAGCGGGCGCGAACAGAACGGCGGGCAGGGCGCAAGGUAAACGCGAGGAGCGACGACGAUGACGACGACGACGAGCCGUCCACGGCGUCCGCCGCGAGUAAUAAUAAUCCUAGUGCCGUUUCAGAUUCCUCACUAGUCCCGGCCGCGACGAUCCCCGAGAAAACGGGGGACGCGCGCGCGGACUCCGCGAGAGAAACGCACCGCGAGCCGGCGAGCACGACGCUCGCUCGCGGCGACGCGGCGCGUCUCGGGGAGAAAGACUCGCGACACCCCGCUGUCGCCGCUUCGGGCGAGACGCGAUCGUCCGAGAGAGUCGUGGAGCGGAGCGAACCGCAGACCGGUCCGCUCCCGACGCCGCCGGAAGUGACGUCCCGUACGACGUUCGGGCAACUCGAGACGUCCUCCCCGAGGCGUCUCGAGAGGAACGCCGACGGUGCGGGUGACGGCGAGGGGACCAGCAGGAGGGCUAUCAUCGGACCUUGCUUACCGCCAGCCGUCGAACCUCGAGCGAACGACCGACGCGAAGCCGUGGAGGACGAGGAAGCAGCCUUCGGCCCGGCACUGCCACCGCAUCUGCUGCAACGAAUGCGCGACAACGAGUCGCAGGACGGGAUCAUCGGCCCCGUGCUGCCGGACUGCGCGAAGAAAGCCUCGCCGGAAGCGGAUUCAGACGACGAGUGCGCGAUAGGACCCUUGCCCGAGGACCAUCCGGCUCUGAGGAACAGCCGCGUGCACCAGCAGUUGGACCUGAGGGCCCGCACAAUCAAGUACGAGAGCUGCUCGGAGCAGGUCGACGUCGACAACAAACGCGAGGAAUGGAUGACAGAGUUGCCGCCGGCCCAGGCUGCCAACUUAGGACUGGGCCCGCGCAAGUUCCGCAUCAGGGAUGGCCCGGAUAUGUCGGACAGGUCGUGCUGGACUGACACGCCCGCGCAACGAGCUCAGAAGCAAAGAGACUCGGAGGUGAGGAAAUUUAGCAAUACGGAAGAUUCAGACAGAAAACGCGCGAAAGAACGUCACAAGAAGGAAGCGGACAAGAGCAACAAGCACGAGAAGUCUCUGUUGGAGAUACACCAAAGUAAAAUGGCCAAGAAGAAAAAGAAAGAGGAGAAAGAGGCGAAGCUAAGCGGGAGAUCCACGAGAAGGCCGUUCGACAGAGACAUCGACCUGCAAGUGAGCCGAUUCGAUCAGGCGCAGAAGAAGACUGUUCUUAUGAAAGCACAGAUGCUCAACGAUAGAUUCUCGCGUGGGCAAAUUUGAAUCUUCACCGCUUGAAACGGGCUCAGGAUAGAAGUGACCGUUGAUCGCGCGGUCGAAUUGUCGAUGGAGUGCCAAUUCAGAGAUUGGCGGACGUUGAACGACGUGUGUUCGACGUCGUGCAGAUUGGUGCCUUGAAUUUGGAGCGAGUUCCGAUAUCUUCUGAUUCAUUGAAUCGGGAUCUCACGUGAACGUUUUACAGAACGGAGGGAAUACGUACUUUGAACCUAGUUCUAUUCAUACUUUUUUACCGUGAUCUGUAUAAUUUAAUACGCGACGCGCGCGCGCCACCGAUGGCGCGUAGCGACGUUUUCGUGAAAUUUUAUUUAGCGAUCGGCGAGUUUGGCCGCGAUCCCGGUUUUAUUUUUGUGAAAACGUGCGGCGCUUUCUCUCUCUCUCUCUCUCUCUCUCCCUCUCUCUCUCUCUCUCUCUCUCUCUCUCUUUUUUCUUUCUUUUUUCUCACGUCACGUUUCUCUCAUCGUCACGAUCUUUCGGAGAGGAGCGCCGAGUCGUAAGUUGGAGACACACAGUGUAUUAAUAUAAAUUUAUCUGGAUACAUAUAUGUAUCAGAUACGAACCGAUCGUAUUGUUUUAGAAGAGAGACGAAAUUUUCGUAACAUCUCGUUUUAUCUCUUUCCUAUAAAGUCGUAUUUCGUAACGCGCCACGACGACGCAUAUGUGUCACAUUUCGGACGUCGGUAUCUUUUAUAAAUAGCGUUCGUUCACGCAUAUGUUCACGAUGUAUAUAGCAUUGUUCUUGUGAUUGUAUCGUAAGAAUGAACCGAUAACAAUGUAAUGUAACAAUGACAGCAACAACGAUGGAUCGUACGGCCAAUUUCCGCGCGUAGCGUGCGCACGCGCGCGCGCGAGUGUUAAGUAGAUAUGUCGCUUAUUGUAUUCGUUCGUCGCACGUAUUUUCUAAGCGAGACAAGUACAAAAUAGUGUAAAAUACUUAGCACACACGUAUGUAACACGUACGUACCUCGAAGAAACACAUAUUACUGUGAACGCGAAUAAUCACGUGCUCGCGAUGCUUCCGUGAGCAUGAGGUUAAACGACAGCACUGAUACCGUUUACGCUUUCACGUGGUCGCGUCGUGCGAGAAAAACUGUAUCGUUACGAUUUAUACCAUGCAAUAUUUGACCAUAAUUUCACGACGAAAUUAUGCCUGCGUAAUUGCAUUUCGAUACAUAAAGAUCGGACAUGUCAAUUCA
Messenger RNA from Dinoponera quadriceps, 3524 nucleotides. RefSeq lists its product as uncharacterized. The transcript is spliced from 5 exons. The record is from RefSeq and is a predicted model, not a curated record. Lineage: Eukaryota; Metazoa; Arthropoda; Insecta; Hymenoptera; Formicidae. The coding region runs from base 199 to 2313 and encodes 704 amino acids.